AUGAGUCAAGGGAGAUCACCAGCGUCUCCGGAAGAGCGACCAGGCCCAUCGGAGGAUAUGUCAGUGACGGAAGAAGAUGAAGACAUGGUGGUUCGAGAGGUUAAAACAAAAGGCGGUUCGUUCAGACCGAACCAAGUGAGCACAGUAGUUCUGGCUGACGUACCCAUAGUCGCUCUCCUGAUCGACGGCAAGGAGAGGCUAUGUCUCGCGCAAAUCUCCAACACCUUACUGAAAGGUUACAGUUAUAACGAAAUCCACAAUCGCCGAGUCGCUCUAGGUAUCACCUGUGUUCAGUGUACACCCGUACAGCUUGAGAUCUUAAGACGCGCAGGGGCCAUGCCGGUGUCUUCGAGGAGGUGCGGCAUGAUCACCAAACGCGAAGCAGAAAGAUUGGUCAAAUCUUUCCUAGAAGACACAUCCCCGCCAAAACUCCCGGAGGACUUUGCGUUCGACGUGCAGCACGACUGCGGUUGGGGAAGCCGCGGAAACUUCAUACCGUCGCGUUACAACAGCUCUCGCGCAAAAUGCAUAAAAUGCGCAUAUUGCAACAUGUACUUUUCUCCAAACAAAUUCAUCUUUCACUUUCACCGGACACCAGAUGCCAAGUACAACCACCCUGACGCGGCUAACUUCAAUUCCUGGCGUCGUCACCUGAGGUUGACAUCAGGACAAGAAAAUACGGACUUGGUGUACGCCUGGGAAGACGUGAAAGCCAUGUUCAAUGGAGGAAGCCGGAAAAGAAUGUCAUCUUACAGCAGUCGGUUAGAGUCUCAUUCACAAAAGUCAUCCCAGGACGAGGGCAAGAAACCAAGAUUCCACGACAACGCUUUGGAAGUCAAACCUCACCGCACCCCUCCCCUAGACUACAACCCUUACCCUAUCUUUCCUACCCCGACGUCUAGUUCAGCCUACCCAAUCCUACCCGCAGCAUUUCCCGCCGUGCCUCUUUCUCUGUCUGUACCAGGUCCUCAUUCUGACCGCUCUCCCUAUGGGACACCCACCAGAGGAACUCUGGCUACUAACCAAAUAACCCCAGACUUUACCGGACCAUCCAGGGUAAGACAGGUUGGAGGCAUGUUUUGUAGCCCGUUUGACAAAAUUUGGCCAAAAUAUCCGAGCCUAUUCUUUUCUGGUCACAACAUGAACUUUUCACGCUGUGAUCGACUAAUGGCUCCUGAUCAGAGCGGUUUGAAAAUCGUCGGGUUCAAGUCCCCCAAAUUAUCUCCUCCAGGUAAACGUGACGUCACACAGACGCCAACAAAUUAUGUAGGUACGAUACCACGAGAUCCCGUUUCACCUUUUGGCGUGCGCAGUGAAGACAAAGAAUGGUGCUCGGCUUUUCGGCUAGUGGGGACUUCCGGUAAGCAUAGUUCCCUUGACGGUGGGAAAGUGGAGUCGGUGAAGUGUAAACAACCUGUGGAAUCUGGUCCACUUUUAGAAGAUGACAGAGAGUCUACAAACACAGACAGUCAGCCCGAGGAUAAGAUGUCCUACCAUGGGGACGAGGCUAUAGGCGCUGACGAGGAUUCGGACGAAGAACUUUCGGUGAAGGAUCCAGAUGUGGACAUAGAAGAUGAUGAUUCCAUUCACUGUGGAGACAAAAAGAACUUUCCAGACGCAAGCACAGAGAAUGACGUUCUGCAUGGAGAACCAACCUCAAAUGAAAAGACUGAACUGGAGAAAUGCCAUGAAACAUCCAGUGAAGAGAAACAGGAAAAAAUGUCACACAGAAAAGAAACAGCGGAUUCUACUUCCGGGUCAACAGAUUUCUCGUCUUUAAGCCGAGAACAGUUACAAACAGAACUUCAGCAAGAAAUGGAAGCGAGGAAGAAAAUUGAAAAAGAAUGUACAACCAUCAAAGAAACGUUUGAAGAACAGAUGAAACGAGCAAUGCAGUACAAAGACGAUAUUUCAAAACAGCUGCAAGUUGUGAGAGACACCUUGUGUACCAAGUUAGACCAGGAGAGGAAAGUCAGAAUGUCUCUGCAAGACAGACUGAACGAAGCGCACGAUGCCCUCCACAGCUUCAGGUGUAACAUGCUAGCGUCUCGCCAUUGUACCGAAUGCUCCGUGAAAGAAAUCAUACCCAGAUAAAAGAAUCACAGAAAAGGACAGGAUGGUGCUUAUUUGAAAUCUUGGGAAAGUCAUUUGGAAUAGUAGAAUGUACUUAUGAUUGUUCUUGUUGAAGAUGUAAGAAUCUAUAUAGACAAUUUACCCCUAAAUAGUGCUUAAAUUCUGGUGUCAUUCCACGGAAAACGAUUUUCGCAAGGAGGCGUUAGUAGAUCUAAACGGGUAGACAUCCUGUUAAGGUCAUUAUAUGAAAUGCAUUUAGAAGUACCCUUGUUAAUUUAACGAUUCUUAAAAAUGCAGAUAAAAGCACUCUUUUUGAAGUUUCGCCUGGCCCAUAUCAAUCGGAUUCUGUAUAAAGGCCUAUCUUUCCCCCCGCUGUGAUGUUUUGGUAUCAAUUAGACAUAUGCCCAGCGAGAUCUCCUU
Messenger RNA from Liolophura sinensis, 2493 nucleotides. Its product is annotated as SKI family transcriptional corepressor 1-like. The record is from RefSeq and is a predicted model, not a curated record. Gene Ontology annotation, molecular function: SMAD binding; DNA-binding transcription factor activity, RNA polymerase II-specific; RNA polymerase II cis-regulatory region sequence-specific DNA binding. Gene Ontology annotation, cellular component: nucleus; cytoplasm; transcription regulator complex. The transcript has 7 exons. Gene Ontology annotation, biological process: negative regulation of BMP signaling pathway; negative regulation of transcription by RNA polymerase II. Lineage: Eukaryota; Metazoa; Mollusca; Polyplacophora; Chitonida; Chitonidae. Bases 1 to 2094 code for a protein of 697 amino acids.